Messenger RNA from Gadus chalcogrammus (walleye pollock), 941 nucleotides. Its product is annotated as required for drug-induced death protein 1-like. Lineage: Eukaryota; Metazoa; Chordata; Actinopteri; Gadiformes; Gadidae. The record is from RefSeq and is a predicted model, not a curated record. The coding region runs from base 46 to 471 and encodes 141 amino acids. The transcript has 2 exons.
AUCUCGGCUCCAUCCAUUCCCCUCUCCCAAGUCACCAGGUUCUAGAUGAAGCCGACGUCUUUUGCCACACGGUUGUUUCACAGGAAUGUAGAGUCAUUGGGUGUGAGGGCAGCCAGCUACGAGCGACAGGUAGAUGGAGCAAACCUCCAGGGGAGCCACGCGCCCCCCGACAGCCUGCAGAAGGAGACCUCCAGGCAGCCUGACAGGGGCCUCAGAGACGUUCACUUGGCCUUCCUCCCAGAGAGGUACCAGCCUUUGGUGGAUAAAGAAGCAGAGCAAGAAGCUAAAGAAGCGAGGAAGCUAAAGAAAAAAGAGAAAUACAAGAAAGUAAAGAAGAGGGCUGGUAGGGCGUGGCGGGGCAGCUGGAAGUGUCUCAUGCUGGGUCUUCACAACUUUGCCCUGGCCUACACCACCCCCCUCACAGCGGCUGCUACCUGCUUUAUACCAGAGUUUCAACCGGGCAGAGGAUGAGAAACACCGUCAUAGGAACGCUCUCACCAUGAUGUCAAUGCUGUGUGGACCAUUGUUACUGAAUGAGUUUUUACAUCUUAAUAUUAUUUCAUUUUUAUUUUUCAUGUAAUGUAACAGGGAUGGAUAAUUGUGUAUAUAAGUGUAUAUGACUACAUUAAUAAAGGUUAGUUGUAAUGUGAAAGACCCGCCCCUAUCAUACAAUGGGCAGCUUAUAACCAACAUCAAAUAACACUUUUGUUUAUAAUUGAUUUAACAACGGUCAGUGGCUGUAUGGAAUGUUUUUUUAUUUAUUUUUUUACAUUUUGGAAAGGAAAUGACAGAUGACAGAAUGAGUUAUCAGUGAGAACCGGAGUGUCCUCUUGCGAUUGAAUUGAACGUUUUGAUUAAGUUUGUUGGUGUACACUGUUUUGAUGUCGUACCUCUUGAAUAUACUAUUGUUACAAUAAAAUGUAUUAAUCUGUGUUAAUAUA